Messenger RNA from Trifolium pratense (red clover), 1592 nucleotides. RefSeq names its product trihelix transcription factor DF1-like. Bases 158 to 1336 code for a protein of 392 amino acids. The transcript is spliced from 2 exons. Lineage: Eukaryota; Viridiplantae; Streptophyta; Magnoliopsida; Fabales; Fabaceae. The record is from RefSeq and is a predicted model, not a curated record.
CCAACCUAAGUGAUAGUGAGGUACCAAUUUACUUACCAAAAUGUUUUAACACAAUAUAAAAAGCAUUACCACAUUUUACUAUUUUCUUACCAGCCAGUAACCAUCGUUUCACCUCUCUUCAAAACCCUUAACGCCGCAAACACUCUUUUUUUUUACCAUGGACCUCUUCGCCGCCGAACACGUCGCUCCAUUUCCCGACUCCGGUGACCUUCUCUUCGCCGCCGGCCUCCUCUCCACUCACCACAAUCCCCAAAAACUCCGCCCUAUCAGGUCCGUCCCUCCUCCUCCUGGUUACCUCGUUCACUCUCAGUCCCCUCCCAACCCUCACCCUCUAGAACCUUCCAACAAGUCUCAAGACCCGACCGAAUCCGGGUCGGGUCAUUCUCAGUUGCCUCCUGGCCUCGAACCCGGGUUAGUUCUUUUCUCACUAAGCUGUUCGUCUUUGGAUGAUGAUGAUGACGACGAUGCGGAAAAUUCAUCUGCAAGUACUAAAGAAUUUGGCUCCAGAAAGAAAAGGAAAAAGACGGCGAGAAAGCUUGAAGAUUUUGUAUCAAAUUUGGUGAAGACGGUGAUGGAAAAGCAAGAGCAGAUGCAUAACGAAUUGAUGGAAAUGAUAGAUAAGAAGGAAAAGGAAAGAAUACAAAGAGAAGAAGCUUGGAGGCGCGAGGAGAUGGAAAGAAUUAAGAAGGACGAAGAAGCUAGAGCGGCAGAAAGGGCUCGUAGCUUAGCCCUCAUAUCGUACAUUCAGAAACUAUUAGGUCAAGAAAUUCAGAUUCCUCAACCAGAAGAAGAAAGCCAGAAACUAUUAAGUCGUGCAAUUCAGAUCUAUCAGCCAGCUGAAGGAAGCGGAAAAAGAGAAGAGGGUGACGUUGCGCUGAGCAACAACAAAAGAGAUUUCAACGGCGAUCCGAGUAACAAUAGAUGGCCAGUUGUGGUGAACAACAACAAAAGAGAUUUCAACGGCGAACCGUGUAACAAUAGAUGGCCAGAUGCGGAAGUACAAGCGCUCAUAGCAGUAAGAACUGCAUUGGAAUACAAGUUCAGUCAUAUGGGAUCGAAAGGAUCAUCAAUAUGGGAGGAGAUAUCUGAUGCAAUGCGAGACAGGGGAUACAAUCGUUCUGCGAAGAAGUGUAAGGAGAAAUGGGAAAACAUCAACAAGUACUAUAAGAGGACAGUGGGAAGUGGCAGGAAACGGCCUCUAAAUAGUAAAACUUGUUCUUACUUCAAUGAAUUGGACAAUCUGUAUAGAAAUGGAUACUCCAACAGCCUUGGAGAUGCAUUAACCAUUACCAACAACGUUUCCAUUUCUGAAGAAAAGGAGCAGGGUGAAAUUUGAUAAUCAUAAAUAUGGCCUAUGUAACAUUUCACUACUCUCAUUAUCACUUAACUUUGUUUGGUUGUGCAGCGGUGUGUUGCCGCAGCCGCCCGUUUGAAGUCUCUUUUGCUGUGGAAAUGAGAAGCUAACAUUUGUAGCUUCAAAUUAACACACGUCUACAAAUGCGGCAAACGCAGAAGCAAACAGUUAGUCAUUUUUCUUUUGCAUUCACCUUAAUAAUGAACUUUUUUUUGACAAUAUACCAUCCUGAAUUACA